UUGUACAAUGCACUCGAACCGUGUUGGACACAGACGGUGCUCCCGCUCUGGCUUCUUCGGUUGUGUGCACAGCAUCAAGUUAGUACACAUUUAACAGACGGUUGUGACAAAUAAAGAAGAGUAAUUACAAGUGUUUAAUCGCCGGUUUAUAUAGGGUAAAGGAGAGAGAGCGAAAAAUCCAACAACCCUUUUCCAGCCCAACCCGCCGGCACGUAUCGAAUGCCAUAUUAUGCCUUCCGGUGGCAAUAAAAAGCCACCCUACCACAAAGGACCCUCGCCGAGAGGAGCAAAAACAAAACACCACCAGAACACGGCGACGACUGGCAGCAAAAAGCCGGCGAUUGCCGGAACUGGUUCCGGCAUCGCCGCCGACGGGACCGUCGAGGACGAGUUCAACUCCGGCUUCGGUCAAUAUUUGCGAUCGCCCCAAGCUGUGGAGAUGAUGAAACUGUUUGUAAUCGCGAACACGGUGGUGGUGUUUUUUACGAUGGCCUGGCCCCAGAUGCAGCAUUCCUUUCAAGUGAUUAAGUCCCUGUUUACCGGGAUGGAUGAAGACGAAUUGUGAAGUGUG
This is a messenger RNA of Wyeomyia smithii (pitcher-plant mosquito), 571 nucleotides long. RefSeq lists its product as uncharacterized. Lineage: Eukaryota; Metazoa; Arthropoda; Insecta; Diptera; Culicidae. The record is from RefSeq and is a predicted model, not a curated record. Bases 230 to 565 code for a protein of 111 amino acids. The transcript is spliced from 3 exons.